Solea senegalensis (Senegalese sole) is the source of this 7419-nucleotide messenger RNA. RefSeq names its product family with sequence similarity 13 member B (gene fam13b). The transcript is spliced from 24 exons. Lineage: Eukaryota; Metazoa; Chordata; Actinopteri; Pleuronectiformes; Soleidae. The coding region runs from base 534 to 3710 and encodes 1058 amino acids. The record is from RefSeq and is a predicted model, not a curated record. Gene Ontology annotation, biological process: signal transduction.
GGUUCUGGCUUGAAUUGAUCUGCUACUUUGUCAUAUGAGCUGAUUAAAGAUGCCUUGGGGGCUGAGUACUGGUGAUCUUACUCUGUGUAAAAAUAGAUUCUUUUGACUGAGAGGUGAAGGUAUCUUUAUAUUUCUUAAGUCAGCUCAUACUCCUAUACUCCACAUGAGGCAGAGGUAAUGCAGACUAUCUUAAGUAGGUCAGAUAGCUUGUUUAACAGGCACCGUGAGGGUGAAUGAAAGGAAGAAAGUGCAUGAGGACAGAGGGUUUUUCCUAACAGAAAAGGAAGAAUGAGAGACUUGUUCUGAAAAGAGAGGAAGCACGGAACCUGUCCAGGCGCAAUCAGCUACUAGGGAAUCCUGCUCGAGGGAUUAGCGGUCCGUCAAUGAGGAACUACCGGCUCAUCUUCUGCCACAACCUGAAGCAGCCAUAGAUGAUUCAGUGGUUUACUGGCCAGGGGAGGAGAGGAUAGGACACACUUUCACUGCUUCACGACGUGAGGUCUUGGCGGGUUUGUGGUGAGGAGGAGGAGGCCAUGAGGAAGAGCGUGUCUCUGUUGCCAGGCAAUGAGGGCGGGAGCUCAGCCUGCACCACGCGUGUUUUUGGCGUUCCAUUGGAGGAGGUGUCACGCACACACACAAUAAAUGGCCAUGAGGUUCCUGCGCUGGUGAAAGACAUCGUCGACUACAUCGAGGAGCAUGGCCACCUGGACCUGGAAGGUCUCUUCCUGGUUAAUGGCAACGCAGAGCGUGUGGAUUGGCUGAGACAGCGCUACGACAGCGGCGAAGAGGUGGAACUAGAGAAGGAGGCUGACCUGGCAUCAGCGGUCAGUUUGCUCCGACUCUUCCUGCAGGAGCUUCCUGAGCCCGUUAUUCCAACAGCGAUACAGGGACACAUAUUACAGCUACACCAAGAUUACAGCAGUGAGGAGGAGUUGUGUAGAAACUUGAAGUACCUGCUGCAGCAGCUUCCCCAGCUCAACUACGGCCUGCUGCGCUUCCUCUGCCGCUUCUUGUCCAGCGUUGCAUCUCUUCAGCAGGAAAGCUGGAACGUCGGGGCGCUGGCCGCCGUCUUCGGACCAGACAUCUUCCAUCUGUCAACAGAAGGAGAGGACAUCCGGGACCAGGAGUCAGUAAGCAGAGUCCUGGCAGAACUGUUGGACAACCAGGAGGGCCUGUUUGACUCGGAAGAUGACGAUGUUUCUACUACCAACGACUACAGCUCCAUCACCGAACAGAUCACAGAGCUGCUGGAUGAUGACAAGUGUGAGGCAGAAUGUGAAGAGCUGCCUCAGGACGGGGAGGAGGGUCCUUCCUCCUCCGACUCACCACAACACACUCACGCUGAUGACAGCCCUGCAGCCAGCUCCCACCUCUCCUCCAUACCCAUCCUGCCUGCCGACUCUGCUGAGAUCAUACAGCGAACCAUCAGGGCUGCAGUGGAGCAGCACUUCUUUGAGCUGAAAACAUCCAUCGACCACGGCCUCAGCAACUAUGACAGCCAGAGAGUAAGUCCCAGUGAGAGUGCAGAUGAGGGUUGCCAUGGAGACGGGGAACAACAGACAGAACCCGAGGACAGUCCCUGUGACACAGAAGGGGAGACCCCACUCACGCAGACAGAGGAACACGUGCAACAAAGCCAAACGGACACGCAGGAUUCACUGGACUCCAACACCACCGUGACUGAGAGCUUAGGAAUGGAUCUGGAUGCGGAGGCUGUCAGAGAUGCCGAGAACAACAUCAACACUGCCAGGCAGGACAAUCAACCCUGUGAGAACAUGGACCAGACUGACACCAUAAGCUGUGACACAGAUUCAUGCUGCUGUGAUCAGAACGCCAACACCAGCGAGACCAACAGGAAUCACCUGUUGCCAUGCCAACCAAACUCUGGCCAGAACCCCCACCUCCAACUCUUUCCCGACAACCAAUGGGACGCGUCGCCCCCCUCCCAUCUCCACCUCCCUCCCAUAGAUUUCUCAUGUAUGCACCUGCAAAAAGAAGGCCACGACCCCAUCCCAGCUUACAAAUCCUGGCACGAUGACAAUGAGAGCGGAGAGGCGCAGCUCUCCCCGCUGGCUGGUCGCAUGGUUCCUCUCCCCCCACUGCCCCUGGAAGAGGAGGGUGAGGACGAGGAUGGGGAGGGAGGGCAGGAAGCCUCCCCUUCCUCCUCUCGCUCCCACCAUCACCUUUUGGCUCGGCGCUUCCUCGACUUUGGCGCGCACGGUGCUCAGCGCUUCCUUCAGCAGGACCCAGACGUCACCUCGCCCACCAAAGCGCAGAGGCCACGCCGAGCUUCGUUUGGCUCAAAAGAGGCGAUGAGAGGAGGAGACGCAGUGACUCACCAACUCACCAAAAAGCUACAGCACCUGAAGAAGAAAAUCAAACAGUUUGAAGAGCAGUUUGAGAAAGAGAGGAACUAUAAGCCCUCUCACGCAGAAAAGGCAGCUAACCCCAAAGUCCUCAAAUGGAUGACCGACCUCACCAAGAUACGGAGGCAAAUUAAAGGACGCCAGCACCACCUUUUACCCAGAAGCACGCUGAGGCACCAGGCUUUGCUCCAUUCACACAGACGCCACCAUGCUCCCUCCUCCCCUUCCUCCUCCUCUUUCUGCUCUCCUCCCCAUCACACACUCACCCCCCCGCGCCACCCCUACUCAGGCCUGAACUGUAGACCGUUUCACCUCAACGCCAAACACCGCGCAGAGAGCGAGCUGGGCCCUCAGACUCGUCCUCGGAGCAACACUUUGCCCAAAAGCUUUGGCUCCACACUGGAUCAAGGUGCCCACGACGCAGCGGGGGAGGUCAAGGGUUCACACCCCACCAGGGAGGAAACACUGGAGUUAAUUCAACGCAGAGUCAAAGGGAAGAAGCAGGAGGACGGCUGGCCUGAUGAUAUCAAGAAGAUGACAAAGGAGCAGUUGUCCUGCGAGAAAACUGUCCUGCAGAAGAACCUGCUGCACUACGAAGGCCUGCACGGGCGACCGGUGACCAGAGAGGAGCGUCAGGUGGUGAAGCCUCUCUACGAUCGCUACAGAUUGGUCAAGCAGAUGCUCACCAGAGUCAGCAUCACGCCUAUCACAGUGUCCCCCUCCAGCAAGAGGCGGAGUCAGACCCUGCAGCCAAUCAUAGAAGGAGAAACAGCUCAUUUCUGGGAGGAGAUCAAAGAGGAGGAGGAGGACGAGCAGAAAAGUGGCAGCAGCAGCGGCGGCGGCGGUGGAGUAGGAGUAGGAGGAGAGGAAGAGGAGAAGGAGGAGGAGGAGAGGGAUGAGGACGAAGAGGAGGAGGAGGAAGAGGACGAAGAGAGCAGCGGUGGGGAAAUGCAGAGCCCCGACGUCAUCAUGGCCGUGGACCUCGUGUCCCCGGCCGACAGGCAAGGGAGGAGCCAGACCCAAACCGACAGCGACUGUUCAAUGAGAGCCAAGCUCGAGGAAGGGUCGGGGAGGCUGGCACUGGACCUGCGACUCUCCAGCUCCAACGCCUCAUCCAUGCCAGAGCUGCUGGAACAGCUGUGGAAGGCCAGAGCAGAGAAGAAGAAAAUGAGGAAGACCAUCAGAGAGUUUGAGGAAGAUUUCUAUCAGCAUAAUGGAAGAAAUGUUCAGAAGGAGGACAGGGUGCCCAUGCUGGAAGAGUACAGAGAGUACAAGAGGAUCAAGGCCAAACUCCGCCUCCUGGAAGUCCUAAUCAGCAAACAGGAUUCCUCCAAAUCCAUCUAGCCCCGCCCCCACCCCAGGAUUCUCCAUCACUGACUACACGGAGACCAGUUUAACACGCCUGCAGUCACGUCACGGACAAAACCGCGUCCAGGUGCACUUUAGGGACUUUGGCUUGUAACCUGUGUACCUAGCAUUUCUCACAUUGCAGUCCAACACGUGCUGUUGACGGCAUCGGUGUUAGAACAAACAAUAAAUACAAUUAGGAAGCCUCCGGAUCUCGUUCAAUUUCACUUCACGACCCGAGAGCCAGAAAUAUGUCGACAUACGGCGCUAAAUGGCAUUUAGUCAUUUCUCCAUGGCGUGACUGCAGCGCCACCUUCAGUGAAACCUCAGAAUCAAUCAGCCCAUCUGUGCUGCCUGGUCUCAUUCUCAAAAACACUGACAAACAUCUUCAUUAACACUGUUCUUUGGUUCGUCUUCAUCAGACUAGUCGCGUCUCACAUCCUCGUCUUGAGGAAACUAAACCUAUUUUCUUUUUUUUUUAUUGCAGGAACUUUUCCGUUUCUUUUUCUUGCCUCGAGGAAUGACAUUUGGAACAUUUUACACACACACACUCUUCACUUAAAACACGCGUGUUUGUUUGUUUGUUUGUUUGUUUGGGACAAUUCUUUCACAGAGUCACGAUUUUAAAAACACAAAGGAGGCCAUUGGUCAUUUUUUUGGGCCAGAAGAUUGAACGUCUUCACAUCCUCAAUACUUCAGACUGAUUUUAAAUUAAUUUUAAACGCAUGUUUUUUUUGCGUGUUUUAAUGUAGUUAAAAAAAAUAAUAAUUAAGUAGACCGUAUACACACAUUUGUUUGUUUGUUUGUUGGAGAGACACUGCUGUUUAUGUCGAAUGAAAAAGCUGUCGCAUUCUACAAAAACAAAAGAAGACUCCCAGUGUCAUUCUCAUUUUCAGCAUUUCGGUUCUGUCGGGAACAAACACAACAUUGAUCUUUUUUACGUCAUAUCCUUGUGAUUUACAUAUUUCUGACGGGAUCGAAAAAGGAUUAAGACGACAAGAGUUGGCUUUUCCGCGCAUGAUUUUGCUUCGUUUUUUUUCCCCCGCCUCAGACGGUGACAUUUUUACAACAUGGAAAUUGAGAUUCUUUGCUUGAAAGUUGUAUAAUUAAUUGUAAUUGAAUAGAGGCGGCGUUCACUGUCAGCACUGAUUCUAAAACAUCUGUGGAUGUCUUUGACUGGAACCAUUAGAGAGAAAGAGACAAGAGAGAGUUUCACAGAGGUGUUUUUCCUGCUGGCGGGUAAAAAGGUGACGAGGACAAAGAACAAGCAGAGUCCAUUUUGAGGGUUUGAUACUCUGCAGUGUCAUUACUUCAAACGCGGGACAAAGACAUUUCCAACAGUCGCUUGAUUUGGCUUUGGGCAGGGUUACGUUAAUGAAGUGGCUAAAGUCUGAUUGUCAGAACCUUGGUGGCUGAUUUGAUCGUCGCGUUGUAGCCGCUGAAACAUACACACAAAAAUGUGCUUUUCUUACUGUAUCCAUGGACGUUUAUCGGCGAGAAUCAGCAGCCAUGGCGAGGGAGGGCGUAAGCGUAUGUUUGUCGGCAUGGAAACAAACGGAGGUCAUUUGAGUUAAAUGUUAUUUGCACAGCGUUCACAGAAUGCAGCCCUUUUUAUUUUGGUUCUUUUUUUCAUUUUUAUUUCUAAAAAUGAAGCACUACUUCUAUAUAAAUAUAAAUAUAUAUAUACUGUACAUAAAAGGAAAAAAAUAAAUAAAUAAACAUACACACACACACACACACACCCGAAGGAAUGAAUGUCAGAAAUGUUUAAAUUAUUUCAAACAUUACGUUUGGCCCCCUUUGGUUUGAUUGAUUAUAUUUGUGAUGCCCUGAAAAUGGUUCUAUUUUUUAUCAUUAGAAAUACUGCUAUUACUUAACCAUAACCCAUGACUUUUGGUGUGAUAUUGAGGAUAAUAAGAAUAUUAAUCCUGUUGUAUUUACUUACUAACUAACUGUAAAAAAAAAAAAUUAAUUACAAUUUACAGCUGUAGAAGUUAGUCUGGCACUGUGUGUGUGUGUGUGCGCGCGCGUGUGGCUAAUCAAACACGCUCUAUUGAUUUAUUUUUGUUGCUCUUUGUAAGACAAAAAAAAAGUUCCUAAAGAAACAGAGCUGUAGUGACCUUGCAUGGCAAAUGAGAACAUACUAGUGUAAAAUUACAUAUGUCAUAUUAUGUCAUUGUCACACGUGUCACAGUGCAGUAACAAUAAGGGACGGCUUUGAUUGUUUCGUUUUAAAAGUCAAUCAUUGCACUGAUUAAAAUACACCAGUCUUAUUACCACUAGGUGGCAGCAGCAAGCAUUUUUGGUUUGUGACUGCAUGUGGGUGUUUGGAAGCUGCUCCUCGAAAAUCAACUCGCUUUGGGAGCCUCCAACGUGAUUACAAUUUACCAGGAUCCUUGAAUGCAUCACACGGUUUUAGUGAUUGCUGUGUGAUAUUUGUGUAUAGAUCAGGACGAUAUUUAAUCGAAAAAUGGUCAUUUGACACAAGACAGAAUCUGAACCCUGCGUUACUUUCACAAAAUGCGCUGCUGCAAUUUAGAAGAUUGACAAAUGAUCCGGGCAAUUCAUCGAAAAGCACUUUUGCUUGAAAUGUCCAUCCCGAGUAACAACAAUAUAGUAAAAGGUAUGGGAGGGUAAUAACGAUAAUAUUAGUCUUCUCUUAAGUAAAACGUAGGUAAACGCUUCGUAAAAGACAAUUAGAAUGAGAAUUAAAGUUGGAAUUUAACUCAUUAUGUUCUACUAACUUGUCAUUACUAAGCUGUUACUUGCUCAUUUCCAUACAAAUGACGUGUUUUUACCGUAAUGUUACGUGUUAUGUUUUCUUUGUUACUGCACUGUGAUGUUCAAGUGUCACCAUUGUUGUGUUAUUUGUGCCAUGAAGAAGCAGCAAUAAUAAAACUGUGUGGAGGUUUUUUUAAAAAAAAAUAUGUGUCGGGUCACAAUGACUUUGAUCAAUGUUUGAGGUGCUUUUCCUUUUACAUUUUAACACGCGCACACACUCUGUCUUUCCAACACUUGUCAGCGCCACUGAAAAUAACCAAAACUACGCAACAAAACAGGUGAAGAGGGACUGAAAAGCCAAUGAUAUAUCAAUGUGUUGGAUCUGAAAACAUUCCAAGAUUUUAUCGCCACCAUUUAAAAAACAAAAGUGGAAGCGUCAUCUGCAGAUUUAGUUCUCAUUGGCACGUCAAUCAGUCAGUUGCUCGCGACAGAACGGUAAAACUGGAAACAUGUAUUCUGUUUAGGUCGGUGUGAAGAUUUGGGUUGUUUAUUUUUAAAUCACACUUACCCCGUCUGACGUGCGCGGAUGUUUCUCACACGGAAACACGCACACACACACUGUGUGGAGUUCACAGCAGAGGUCGCUGUCAAUGAUGUCGGCUCCUCCUCCUCCUCCUGGAAGAAAACAGACAACACUUUAAAUAUUAGUGUUUUUUAAGUCUGUGGUGUGAUUUUUCUGAGAAAAUGCACACUUGAAUAUUAGUCAGAGUUGAAUUAAGUGAAGUUGACACUGAUUUUUGCUGUGUUUUCCUCCUCCGUGUGUUUCAUCACAAUAAGAUAGAUUGUAUGUACUGUGUGUGUAAAUGUUUUCAUACUUUGUCAAUGUUGUUCUCUUAUUUCUUCAUUAACAAAACGGAUGAGAAAAUAAAAUCAUUAACAGACACUUACACCUGAAAAUAAAAACGACGACAAGCUUGCCACAUCA